UCAUAUUUAAUGGAACAGUUAAGAAUGCUACUUAAUUUAAACUUCAUUUGUAUUGAAAACUGUGGGCAAAAUUUGACUCCAAAUUAUUGUGGUGUAAUUAACGUGAGUUGUAAAUUGCUGGAGAAAAUUGCUUUUAUGUCUUUAUACUCUUUUUAUAUUUUCAGCUGAGGAAUCAACACGCCCUCUCAAAGUCCAGUCCUCCUUUUUAAUGCUCCGUCUCUCCCUAUUCACUAAACCCCUGUCCUUGAUGUUUCCCUAAUUACUAUGACUCAAGACUGUGAAUGAAUAAGCAACAGUAACUGGUGUUUUUACAUUAACCAGUGAGCUAUAGGUGGUCCUCCUUCAUUUCUUCGCACAUGCCUGGAGUGUAAAAGGCAAGGUUGUUUCUGUAACCAGAAUCUACUUGCAAUGUGAAAGGAGCAGCGGAUUGCCUCUUACGUUUUUAUUUUAUUUUUUUAUUUUUACUUUUACCACUGGUUCUAUUCCAAGCUGCAGUUAUUUAAUAGAAGUUUCUAGGAAGAGCACAUGGCCACCAUGGAUGAAGCCGUGGAAACCACCGUUGAUCCGGCGUGUCUACAGGAACCUCCACUGGCUCUGGACAUGCUCAUGCAGCUAGAUGUGUUUGGGAUUUGCCUCUAUUCCAUGCUCUCCUUCAUGUCCUUUGUUACCCUGCUGCUGUACCUGGAGCAGUGUGUGUACAUUUACAAAAAGGUGUCCUAUCCCAAGAAGACAACCAUUAUCUGGAUAAGUGGUGCUGCACCAGUCAUCGCCACCAUGGCCUGCUGUGGGAUGUGGGUUCCCCGCGCCGUUAUGAUCACAGACAUGACAUCAAACUGCUAUUUUGCAGUUGUGGUGUACAAGGUUCUGGUUCUGCUGGUUGAGGAGCUUGGAGGCACCAGUGAUUUUCUACAACGAUUUUCUGGGAAACCCUUCAGGAUCAACACAGGACCCUGCUGUUGCUGCUGCGCCUGCUUUCCUCAUGUACCAAUGUCAUGGAGGAUGUUAUUCCUGCUGAAGCUGGGAGCUAUACAGUAUGCAAUCCUAAAAACAGUUCUCUCUAUCCUUUCUGUUAUUCUCUGGACAAACGGCACCUUUAACCUAGCUGAUCUAGAGAUCACUGGAGCAACCAUUUGGAUCAACCCAUUCAUUGGUGUUCUCACCGUCAUCUCCCUUUGGCCUGUCGGUAUCAUCUUCAUGAACACCAACAUCCUAAUGCGCAGUCUGAAAAUUAUUCCCAAGUAUGCCAUGUACCAACUCAUACUUAUCCUGAGUCAGCUCCAGACAUCCAUCAUCAACAUCCUGGCCUUAAACGGAUCCAUCGCCUGCGCCCCUCCCCUCUCCUCUCAGGCUCGUGGAUCCAUGUUGAGUCAGCAGAUAAUGAUUAUGGAGAUGUUCAUCAUCAGCCUCGUCACCCGGUCUUUGUACCGCAGAAUGUAUGACCCACUUCCCUCUGAGGAGCACGACAAUGAGCAGAACAACAAGGCGGCCCUGAAGGCUGCUCUGGAGGAGCAUGACGUUUAAGAGGAAGACGGAAUGUCAGCACCUGUCUCUGACAUGUAUAUAGGAAGCAUAUAAGUUAGAAAAUUUGAUAUUUACAUAUUUUGCCUCAUGAUGUUUAAGGAUAGGGUGCUUAUUAUUUAUCAAGGUACGGUUUUGAGUAAUUUUAAAAACAAUUUACAGGGCACUUUUCAAAGUGAAUUGUUUCUAGUUUAUUAUUUUUUGUAUUUAGGUGAUGGAAUUUUCUUUCUUAAUAAUUACAACAUAUGGACCCAAGACAAAGUCCUGACGACUGACUGUGCUAAAUGGGGAAUGUUUACUUCAGAGUAUAUUUGAGCCCCCCUACAACCAAAUACAAACCUAUUACUCCAAUGGCCAUUUCUCUGAA
Xiphophorus couchianus (Monterrey platyfish) is the source of this 1885-nucleotide messenger RNA. Its product is annotated as organic solute transporter subunit alpha-like. NCBI's taxonomy places the organism in Eukaryota, Metazoa, Chordata, Actinopteri, Cyprinodontiformes, Poeciliidae. The transcript is spliced from 8 exons. The record is from RefSeq and is a predicted model, not a curated record. Bases 526 to 1521 code for a protein of 331 amino acids.